AUGAAUAAACUUUUAGAAUUUGGAUUUUUAUUAUUUCUCCUCCUCUGGAUUGUUUUUGUUUAUGUUUUUUAUGCGCUGCCACAGAGCAGACUAUCAAAACUUAAAGAAAACUCAGACUCUGGCAUCGAUAUUUCAGUUGAAUCUCCAAUUGAAGACUCUUCUCAAAUCUUCACGCUAGCAAGAGUUACUGAGUUAAAUAUGCUGGACGACGAAAAUUCAAUAUACCCUCUUAAUUUGACUUGCAAACCAGAGUCCUUCGGCUAUACAUUGGAGGAAGCCCCUUUUUUAUUUCCAAACGUUACAUAUCCUAGAUGCGAAGAAAAGUACAAAUCAAGCCCAGAAAUGUUCUAUAUAGACAGAAAAGAUAAUUCUUUACAUAUGAAAUGCACUGGAAGAGUAGCGCUGGGGCCUUUAAAGGAUAAUGAAGAAUUUGGGAAAUAUCAAUACAUUAAUCGAAUAAAAGAAUAUGGAGGAGAGCCAAUAGUACUUGAGUCAGAGGAAUAUGCAUUUGGGUCUUGUAGUCCAUAUAAAAUAACAGAUUUUGAGCAUGUUGACUAUAAAGUCAAGCUAAAUGAGAAGUCUUUACAAAGAGCUAAAAGGUCUUUGAGUGGCAAACCGAUUAAUAUUGCCAUGCUAGUGAUUGAUUCUCUUUCAAGGAGAAUGUUCUUUAGAAAACUACCGAAAUCUGUGGAGUAUUUAAAUUCCAUAGCAAAAAAUGUGUCUAUUUUUGAUUUUAAAUUACACCAUGUUAUGGGACAAAAUUCUCAAUAUAGCUUCAUGCCUACAUUUUAUGGAGAUAUACCGAUUGCAGUAUCUAGGCACAUGGCCAAGGGAGAUUCACACUAUGAUGUUUCCAUAUGGAAUUAUUUGCACGAGAGAGGCUUUGUAACAAUGAUGGGAAUGGAUAAUUGUGGUGAUAAUUUACCACAAUUUAUAGGAAGAAAACCUAAAGUCGAUCACAAAAUGGGUUCACUAUGGUGCGCAGCUAGUGCAUUGUAUGGAUAUAGUGAGAGUUUGAAGAAAGAGAGAUGCAUUGGGAAUAAAGAUACCCAUGCGUGAAUGAUGGACUAUAUUUUAGUCUUUUCAGAAUCCUAUAAAAAUGUUCCUUUUCUUUUGUUAAUUAUUUAAAAUAUUUUUUAAUGUCCCCUAACAGGAAAAAUUGCUAUGAGAUGAGAUAUUCACAAAUUUUUUCAGCUCAUUAAAUAGCUAUAUUGUCCUUGCUGCUAUCAGCAGGCCGAUCUUAAAUAUUGAGCCCUUACCAAUUCUUAUCGAGAAUAGAAACCUAGCAUUCCUCAGCCCUGUGAUGUGUUUGCUUUGCUGAUUGUGUUUGCUUUCGCUUGUGCUUUUGCUUUGAUAAUUGGAGUAGGGUAGGGAUUAAAAUAAAAAUCUUUCUUCAGCCCUGUGAAAGGCUGCAGCUUAUAACUAAUUUGAAUUCUGUAACUAGGAGCACGCUCUAGUAAUAAAUCGUUGAUAUAUAAGGAUGCUCUCCCGGCACUUAAACCUCAUAUUCAAAAUUGGUCAUAGAAAAACUUUCAUAUUAGAGGGGCAGGCACUAGCAAUAUUUUGAUUUUAAUAAAAAAUGUAUCAAGGUGCACUUAUAUGCAUAUAGACACAGCCCAUGAGGAGACAGGAACUGUUGUCUCCACAAUAGAUUUAGAUUUAAAACAUUUUCUUCAGGACUUUACUAUUAGAGAUGAAGACUAUGUAUUAUUCCUAAUGGGAGAUCAAGGUAUGAGAUGUGGGCAAUGAUUUAAAUCAAUAGAUGGCUCACAUGAACACAAAUUACCAUUUUUAUUUAUAAUAACAAAAGAUAGUGUCUUAAAUAACAUUCCAACAGGUUCUGCUGCUUUGCUACAUAACUCAAACAGGCUAUUAAGCAAAUUUGAUUUCCAUACAACUUUACAGCAUCUUGGAAACUACCCAAAUCUAAACUCCCACAGAAAUGAUAUCAGAAAAAAGUCCUCAAAAACCAUAAAAACUUAUAAUUGAUUUACUGAUUUUAUCCCAGAUAACAGAACUUGUGAAGAUGCUGGGAUCCCUAUUUAUUGGUGUGGCUGUCAACCUUUUAAAGAAAUCAGUAAUGAUAUAAAUUCAGAGAUAUUCGUAAAUUUAACAAAUAACAUUAUAGAAACAUUUAACACAGAAAAUAAAAUUUACGACACCAAAAAGAAAACAAUCUGCCAAAAGCUAAAUUUAAAUAAAAAUACAUAUAUAGGGAAACUAAAAGAUGGGGAUAUAGAUUAUUAUAAAAUAAAAUUACAGUUCGAGAAAAAGAAUCAGCAUUAUUUGAAGUUAUUGUAA
Molecule: messenger RNA, 2301 nt
Organism: Blepharisma stoltei
Lineage: Eukaryota; Ciliophora; Heterotrichea; Heterotrichida; Blepharismidae
Source: the annotation of a GenBank genome assembly